CUUGAGUUCUGCGGGCUGACGUGCAAUGCAGACAUGGGCCGGCCCGCAGUUAGUCCUUGCGCCAAGCGUGAGCAAUGGCCGUGGCUUCGCCUUUGACUCUGGCCUCCCGCGAGCCGUUGCCUAAAGCGUUUUUGAGGACUUCGGGGUCUUCGCACUCGCGCGGGGCGGCGGCGUUUCCUGUCACUCCUGCCCUGGCCUUGGCUGCCGCGGCUGCGGCGCCACGAACCCUGGGGCUGAGGCGCUUGCAGAGGAACUCGGAACCUUCGGAGAGCGGCGCCUUCUUGCGUCGGCAGCUGGUUGUGGCCUCCACACUCGCGGCCCCCGCCCAGGCAGAGUUGCCCCAGCCCCAGCAGCUUCAGCUCUUCCCCGAAGCGCUGAAGAAUGCCCAGGGCAAGGUGGCGGUCAUCACCGGAGCCACUGCUGGAGUUGGCCUCGAAGCGGCGCGGAUUCUUGCCGGCGCCGGAUGCGAUGUGUAUUUGACAGGGCGCACGCUGGCAAAAGCCGAAGCUGCAGCCGCCGAAAUUCGCGUUGGAAAGGUCGUCCCCAUGGAGCUCAACGUGGCCUCGUUGGACUCGGUCCGAAGAUUUGUGUCCACUUGGAAAUCAAAUGCCAGGAGGCCGGUGGACAUCUUGGCUUGCAACGCCGGCCUGGCCUUGGGUCAGAGUCUGAAGGAGCCCGAGUUCACGGAGGACGGUUUCGAGCUGACUUUGGCCACCAACCACCUGGGCCAUUUCCUGCUCGUCAAUGAGAUGUUGCAGCAAUUGUCGCCAUCAGCGCGCAUCGUGGUGACGGCGUCCUCGGUUCACAACCCGGCUACGGGCGAUCCUGGCGCACAGGCAACUUUGGGCGACUUGUCCGGGCUGCAGCGGGGCGGAGCCAUGGCAGACGGCGGCACUUUCGACGCCGCGAAGGCGUACAAGGACUCAAAGCUCUGCAACGUUCUCUUCACGUUGGAGCUUGCUCGGCGGCUGAAGUCAACGGGCAUCACCGCGAACUGCUUCAGCCCAGGCCUGAUCCCCUCGCCUACCUUCUUCCGCUACCAGAGCCAGGGGUUCUCCUCCGUGUUCGCUUUCGCUGCGCAAAACAUUCUGAAGAUUGCGGAGACGCCGGAGUUUGGAGGCAUGGCUCUAGCGCUUAUGGCGCUGGACCCGAGCUUGGACCAACGGUCGGGCUGUUUCUACUCAGCCAUACCUCCCGGGAAGCACCUCUUCGUGGAGGACCAACCGUCACCAGAGGCCCAGAAUCAGCGAGAGGCAGCUGAGUUGUGGCAACGCUCUGCCGCAAUGGUAGGCCUCUGAGCCGGGUGAAGCCGGAGCCUUCUUAUGAAGCGCCUCCGCCGGUG
This is a messenger RNA of Effrenium voratum, 1342 nucleotides long. The record is from the annotation of a GenBank genome assembly. Lineage: Eukaryota; Dinophyceae; Suessiales; Symbiodiniaceae.